Messenger RNA from Mugil cephalus (flathead mullet), 2894 nucleotides. RefSeq lists its product as uncharacterized. The record is from RefSeq and is a predicted model, not a curated record. The transcript is spliced from 6 exons. Gene Ontology annotation, cellular component: membrane. Gene Ontology annotation, biological process: magnesium ion transport. Lineage: Eukaryota; Metazoa; Chordata; Actinopteri; Mugiliformes; Mugilidae. Bases 105 to 1181 code for a protein of 358 amino acids. Gene Ontology annotation, molecular function: magnesium ion transmembrane transporter activity.
CCUGCUUCUGUUUCCUAGGCAACCACCAGGAAGUAACAGCGACCAGCCAAUGAGCUGCUUCACUUCCUGAGACAGCGGCGAAUGGAGUUGACGUGACAACCGAGAUGGAAGCGAACCGGGUGGACUUCUACAUCGGUCUGUCUCUAGCUAUUAGCUCCAGCGCUUUUAUCGGAGCGAGUUUCAUCCUGAAAAAGAAAGGCCUGCUGCGAUUGGCCGGCAAGGGAUCGAUGCGAGCAGGUCAAGGAGGACAUGCUUAUCUGAAAGAAUGGCUAUGGUGGGCAGGACUCAUUUCAAUGGGAGCUGGAGAGGCCGCUAACUUUGCUGCAUAUGCAUUUGCACCGGCUACACUAGUGACUCCUCUUGGAGCGCUGAGUGUACUUGUCAGUGCCGUGCUCUCCUCUUAUUUUCUGAAUGAGAGGCUGAAUGUGCAUGGGAAGACUGGUUGUUUGCUGUGCAUCCUGGGCUCUACAGUGAUGGUGAUCCAUGCACCGCAGGAAGAGGAGGUCGCAUCCCUUGCUGCCAUGGCCGAGAAGCUCGUCGACCCAGGUUUCAUUGUGUUUGCUGUGUGCGUUGUGGGAAGCAGCCUGGUUCUAAUCUUUGCUGUGGCUCCAAGGUUCGGACAGAGGAACGUGCUGGUCUACAUCCUGAUCUGCUCUGUGAUUGGCUCCCUCUCUGUGUCUUGUGUCAAGGGCCUGGGCAUUGGCAUUAAGGAGCUGUUUGCUGGAACAGCAGUGCUGAAGGAACCCCUCUUCUGGUCCUUACUCAUCUGCCUCGUAGUCUGUGUCAGCAUCCAAAUCAAUUACCUGAACAAAGCCCUCGACAUAUUUAACACUUCCAUAGUCACUCCCAUUUACUACGUCUUCUUCACCACAUCGGUCAUGGCAUGUUCAGGUAUCCUUUUCAAGGAAUGGUUGAGAAUGACCACUGAUGGAGUAGUGGGAACAAUUAGUGGGUUCCUCACCAUCAUUUUGGGAAUUUUCCUCCUCCAUGCUUUCAAAGACAUUACGUUUAGCUGGGAUUCCCUCCCACUCUUUCUGAGGAAGAGCCCUCAAGACUUUCCAUGGGGACAGCAGCCUUAUCUGGCUCUUCCCAGCCAGGACUUGCAAGCAGAGGAUAACGUGAAGCUGCCUAGGGAAGGAGGCUUAAACGGAGCAUGGGGUACGCACCAGAGAGCUCCUUAAGGAGACCCAAUAAUCCUGUGACCUCCUGGAAAAAAACUGUGUGUCAAUUGUGACGCUUUCAUGUCCAUCAUAGCUUUACAGUGUGACAAGUUAGUCUCUUACGACUGUGCUACACUGCUUUCCUUUGUUUUUUCAUUUCAGUGCCCAUGUCAACAGAUUAGUGUAGCCACGUGGCCUGUGUGAGACAUGCGUCUGGUCAUGCAGCAGGUCAACUAUAGGAAUGUUUCACAGCAAAAAAUAGACAAUAAAAAUAUAUGUGUGCAAUAAUAUUGACAUUACACCAGCAAGAUUACACUGACAUUUUCACUAUAGUUUCAGUGUGUAGGACAUUACACUAUAUCGUCAAAAGUAUUCUCUCACCCAUCCAAAUAACCAAAUUCAGUUGUUCUAUUCACUUCCAUGACCACAGGUAUAGAAAAUCAAGCACCUAGGCAUGUGUUUGGCAGAGAAUGGAGCUUGUUGGAUUGUAUUGUGCCAAGUGUGAAGAUUGGUGGAGGGGGGAUUAUGAUGUGGGGCUGUUUUUCAGGAGGAAGGCUUGGCCCCUUAGUUGGAACUUGAUUUUGCUCGCAACUUUGCGGGAACAGUCUGGGGAGGACCUCUUCCUGUUCUGUUCCAACAUGACUGCACACCAAUGCACGAAGCAAAGUCCAUAAUGACAUGGAUGAUUGAGUUUGAUGUGGAAGAACUUGACUGGCCUGCACAGAGUCAUGACCUCAACCCACUAGAACACCUUUGGGAUGAAUUAGAGCGAAUACUAUGAGCCAGGCCUUCUCAUCCAACAUCAGUGUCUGACUCGCAAAUGCGUUUCUGGAAGUUCAAAAGUUCCCAUAAGAACUCUUGGACAUAAGAGUCCAAGCUGUUAUAUCUGCAAAGGGUGGGUCAACAACAUAUUAAACCCUAUGGGUUAAGAAUGGGAUGUCACUUCAUACAGUUCACAUGUGUGUAAAGGCAAUUGAGGGAAUACUUUAGCUAAUAUAGUGUAUAUCUCAAUGGCAAAGACAAAGCAGAAAGUGGAGGCUCUGUCUGUCCUAUUAAGUUCAGUCAGUGCAGAAAUGCUUCCUCAUUUUGAACAAGUUAAUCAAAAAGAAUAAUUAUGAUUGAAAUGGAACCCAGUUGAAUUAAUCAUGGCCACUAUUAAAGGCAAAGACAAUGUAGAAGGAUCGAUUAGGCAGUAGCAAUGCUGGCACAAGCUUUACACAAUGCAGAUUGGAGUGGAUGAACAAAGUUGCCUUAAAGUGACCUUAACUAAGAUAUCAGUACACUGGAUUUUAUUUAAAAUGUUAUUUGUACCUGGUAUGUACACCUUUUUUUGUUAAAUACAGAGACAGAACAAGUUUAUAAGUUCCAUAAUUUAUCAAUAUAAAUGUCUGUUGCACAUCUUUACAAUAUAUUGUUUAAAAAUGAAUGUAGAUUUAAUAUUUGCCUUCCUAAGCCAGAUUGUGCCUGUUACUGAAAACUAUAACUAAUUUGUUACCAUGUACAUAUUGCAGAAAGUGAGAAGUCAAGUCAAUUAAAACCUUGACUUUCGGCUUUAAAAAAUCUGUCUGUUUAAUUGAGUAUAAGAGGUUUUGUAGAAUUUUCUAGCGUCUACUGUUCUAGCUUUGUUGUUACAGUGAUGUUUAGCCAAGGUUCACUCACAGCCUCCUCUCUAGGAUGUCAGAAAAAGAUGGAGGACGGCAUCUUAUAUCCAAUAAAAAACAGUCAUUCAAAAAA